CUCGCCCACGCAAGCUCUUCUUCCUGUUGGCGCGCACCCACUCUCCUCCCAGCUCCCGCCCAGACUGACCAACCCACGUGUCAGCGCAGAGCCAAUCAACGACAGCACAAGGCGCGAUCCGGAUUUGACCGGUCGGAUUCCGGACCGGGUAUAAAAGGGGCGAGCACAGCCGGCGCUUGUUUUAGUCGCUGGGAAGUAACGGAAAGAAGUUGUUGAAUUUUUCCCAAUUGUGCCGUCCGAACAGCAACCAUGCCAAAACGAAAGGCUGAAGGAGAUGCAAAAGUUGACAAGUCCAAAGCAAAGGAUGAGCCACAAAGGAGAUCUGCCCGGCUAUCUUCUAAACCAGUCCCAGCUAAAGCAGAGGCAAAACCCAAGAAGGCUCCAGCUGCUCCAAAGAAAGUUGAAAAAGCUCCCAAAGGCAAGAAAGGAAAGGGAGAUUCUGGAAAAGAUGCCACCAAUGCUGCAGAGAAUGGAGACGCAAAGUCUGAUCAGGCACAGAAAGCAGAGGCGUCUGGUGAUGCCAAGUGAACUCUGUGAAUUUUGAUAAUUGUGUACUUCUGGUGACUGUACAGUUUGAAAUACUAUUUUUUAUCAAGUUUUAUAACAAUGCAGAACUUUGUUUUACUUUUUAUUUUAAGCUGUGUUUGGCAAAUGCUUUGUGGGUUUUAAUGGGCAGGGUGUGACGUGACAGUGCGAUCUUCACUUAUUUAACAGCUACAUUGAGCCCCUGUGUUUUUACUCCCUCCACAUGAAAUUGGCAUAUUUAACGUUAUGGUUUCCUCCAUUUUGUGGGAAAAUAGGCAGCUAUUCAAGCCUUUACUGUGCCCCGGGUCCUUGGUUUGAAGAAGAUGGUAAAGCCAAAGUACACAGGUGCCUGUCUGAGGCAAUUUCCAUUCUCAAAAUGUGAAGCAUCAAUCCUGUUACUGAUAAAUGUUAAUGGUUUUCAUAGUGAAAUGUAUUCUCGGGGCUGGGAAGUGAAGUCUAUCAUUUAGUGUCCUGCCUUUGCAAUGCCUAAUUAA
Molecule: messenger RNA, 1019 nt
Organism: Nanorana parkeri
Lineage: Eukaryota; Metazoa; Chordata; Amphibia; Anura; Dicroglossidae
Gene: HMGN2
Product: high mobility group nucleosomal binding domain 2
Exons: 6
Coding region: 250-528 (92 amino acids)
Biological process (GO): chromatin organization
Cellular component (GO): nucleus; chromatin
Molecular function (GO): nucleosomal DNA binding
Source: RefSeq, a predicted model, not a curated record